UGGUCCUGGAUGUUUCUGGGCUCUGGGCGGAGCGAGCAGCUUGCAGAGCGCAGUGCGCAGCCUGGAAAGGUAGGGUCUGGUUCCCAGUUUUACUGCCCUCGCCACUCCAGCCGGCACCCAGCGUCAUGGCCCAGCAGCCGCCCGACGUUGAGGAAGACGAUUGUCUUUCUGAAUACCACCACCUCUUCUGCCCGGACCUUCUCCAGGACAAGGUGGCCUUUAUCACAGGUGGUGGCUCUGGGAUUGGCUUCCGGAUUGCUGAGAUUUUCAUGAGGCAUGGCUGCCACACUGUCAUCGCCAGCAGGAGUCUGCCAAGAGUGACCACGGCUGCUGAAAAGUUGGUUGCUGCUACGGGAAGGCGGUGCCUCCCUCUGUCUAUGGACGUCCGAGUUCCCCCAGCUGUCAUGACUGCUGUGGACCAGGCACUGAAGGAGUUUGGCAAAAUCGACAUCCUUAUUAACUGUGCAGCUGGAAACUUCCUGUGCCCUGCCAGCGCCUUGUCUUUCAAUGCCUUUAGGACUGUGGUUGACAUCGACACCAUUGGCACCUUCAAUGUGUCGCGAGUGGUUUAUGAGAAGUUCUUCCGGGACCACGGAGGAGUGAUUGUGAACAUUACCGCCACUCUCAGUAUGCGGGGCCAGGCGCUACAGCUCCAUGCAGGCGCUGCCAAGGCAGCCGUGGACGCUAUGACACGACACUUGGCUGUGGAGUGGGGUCCCCAGAAUAUCCGUGUCAACAGCCUGGCUCCUGGUCCCAUCAGUGGCACCGAGGGGAUCCGGCGAUUGGGGGGCCCCCAGGACAGUUUGAAAUUAAAGGGUCUUUUAAGCCCUCUGCAAAGACUUGGAAACAAGACGGAGAUCGCCCAUAGCGUGCUGUACCUGGCCAGCCCUCUGGCUUCCUAUGUCUCAGGGAUUUUGUUGGUGGUUGAUGGUGGCAGCUGGAUGACAUUCCCAAAUGACAUCAAGCCACUGGCAGAGUUUGGAUCUUCCUCUGCUAAGCUCUAGAUAGGAUCCCUUGUAACUCAGGCUAUCUUCAAGCACACUGUGUAGCUGAAGGUGAAGAUGAUUUUGCACUUCUGAUUAUCCUGUCUCUACCUCCCAAGUGUUAAAAUCAGAAAAGAGCCACCACGCCUGUUUUUUUGCAGUGCUAAAGAUCACACCCAAGGUAUCAUGUUUGCUAAAUCAACACUGUAUCAACUGAACUAUAUCCUCUGCCCCAGGAUGCAUAUUUUGACACACAAACAUUGUAUUUUUUUUAUUUUUAUCUUUUUCUUUUUUUUCUUUCUUUUUUUUUUUUGUGGUUUUUCGAGACAGCAUUUCUCUGUAGCUUUGGAACUUGUCCUGGAACUCACUCUAUAGACCAGGCUGGCCUUGAACUCACAGAGAUCUGCCUGCUUCUGCCUCCCAAGUGCUGGGAUUAAAGGCAUGCGCCACCACCACUCAGCGUAUUUUUAAAAUUGUAUCCAGAAGGCAGUAUUCUUCAUGGAAUACUGCCUCCUUCCUCACAGAGGCCUAUAGUCACAGCAGAAAUGUUGAAUGUGAAUUUGGAAAUCCUAGCCAUCUAAACCUUACACUCUGGUGACCAAGCUGUUACCAUAGUUUUCCUCUCCAAAGCCCACACCCAGUGCGGGUGGGACCAGGUUGUGAGCCUAGCCUAAUGCUUGCUCAUGGGGUCUGAAGAGUUCCUAUGAUCUUGUCAGAGAAAAUUGCGUUAUCUUUUUAAAAAGAAU
Chionomys nivalis (European snow vole) is the source of this 1729-nucleotide messenger RNA. RefSeq names its product 2,4-dienoyl-CoA reductase 2 (gene Decr2). The record is from RefSeq and is a predicted model, not a curated record. Gene Ontology annotation, molecular function: 2,4-dienoyl-CoA reductase (NADPH) activity. The transcript is spliced from 9 exons. Gene Ontology annotation, biological process: fatty acid catabolic process. Bases 126 to 1004 code for a protein of 292 amino acids. Lineage: Eukaryota; Metazoa; Chordata; Mammalia; Rodentia; Cricetidae.